GUGAUGGUCAUGGUCAUGCCAUCGGUGAAUAACCAUCUUCCUCAUAUUGCCUCUUCAUUUCCUUUUUGUUGCCGUCUGGCUGGUGUGAUACAGUAGUAUCACAUCCACGGAUACAAGAUGAGUGUUUUGUAUACACGAAGACAUUCAUGACAACGAUACCCUCUUCUCCUGCAAAGACAGAAAUUUGUAUUUUCCAAAAAAGAGUGACUGAUUGUUCGAACUGAACAAAGACUAGCUUAUCUAGACUCUCUGAGAUCCCACCGACAAAGGCUCUACUCGAUCAUGACAGUGUGUUUAUAUAUUGUCUGUCUAUCCCAACAAUAUACAUCACGGUCCGAAGCAUAUUGAAGGACAAGCAACACCCAUAUCACCACCACACCAAUUGCUCGCCACAGAGAGUGUUUACCGUUCAAUGCUUCAACAAAAAGACAUUAGCGUGUUAGCCAAAGGUACAUAACAUGUACACGGGAAGAUGAUGAUAUGACCCGAAAGAGACAAAGAGGGACAAAACAUACAGUGCAGCAAGAACAUCCCUUGCAUCCAGAGGCAUCAUGGCCACAGGUACUGCAGUGAGGUUCCAUUGUUUGUUGGACUAAGGUGUCCGGGUCUCGAGGGUAAGUAAGACGAGAGAGACUGUUUUUGGGUUUUAUGUUUGUGUCGUUUGUGUUUUGAUGUCAGUAACGCAACAAGUUUUGUCGUGAAGGAAACAAAAAAGAAAAGGAAGAUACAUCUCUAGCGUUCUCGGGGAUGGGUUUAUAUACCCUCUCCAGAUUGCUUUGUGUGGUCGUCUGAUUCAAAGUUGCAUGCAGUGCAAUUGUUUGACCCAGUCCCGACCUCCCUCGAACCCACGCUUCUCUUGCUCAAGUGGUCAGGCAUCCAUGCCCUGCAAGCCCGUGGGGUGAGAAGAGGAAUUCAUGGACCAUUAGAUUCAGGUAAUCGAGAAUGAGGUGAACCUGUCCCUGCAGACGAGAAAGGACCCGUCCCACGUCCUCUCGCUCGCUCGUUCGCCCGUGUGAAAAAUGCAAGAAGAUGAUCCACUAUCCGUCCAAAGGGCCUGUAGGUUGUGUGAUAACAUCUCUCAUGCUGCGUGGGCACGGCUCCCCUUCUACUUCUCCCAAGCCAAUCACUCGCUUCUUCCUGGAGCGGGCGUUGAUAGCAUCCCACCCUGUUAGGACGCUCUUCGGACGGGUCCGGUUCGAUCCCAAGGCUCUCAGGUUGUACAAUGGUAUCCCUGCUAAGGUUUCGUCCGGUCAGCCCAAUUCUGCAAACAUGCCACGCCAUGUGUGCCCUAGACUGUUCCGCCUGGGGCCUCUGAAUGGACAAUUUCGACACUCUUGUGACUUUAAGCCAAGGUCUGACGUGUUGACGAUCCGUGCCGUCAAAUAUGCAAGAUGUGCUGGCAACUGUGCUGAGCUUCUUGUGGGAUGCUAAGGAUGCUAGAUGCUCUCCCAUUGACUCGUCUCAUCUCUUCGCCGAGAGAGCUUCCACACGAAGUAAAAGAAGAGGCGUAUGCCAGGUCAGUCCGAGUUGGAGGGCAAGCUGUGGAUAUAUCUUUCCAACGAGUCAGAUAUCAUCAGACCGGUGAAGGUGGACACAGCCCAUCGAGAAAUGACAUCGAAUUUAUCCCCGGUCAUGGCAGCUAAGCAGCUGACAGCACAUGCUGUUGAGAUUUUUCACAAUCAGAGGCACUCUGUAUCUCAUUCGAACGUACAUCCAGGUACGGUUCCCAUUUGACCCAAUUGGUAGCCUACCUAUCUCCUCACCGUACGGUUGUUCUGUUUCGUAGCCAUCGACUCCUCUCAUUUCAGUGCUUCCGAGGUUUGAAUCUGGACAACAUCCGCAAGAGAUUCAAUUUGACCAAAAUUGAACAAGUCGAGUGAAGUGAGGUGUAUGUGUACUGGGCACAUGUUGUGGGAUGACGCUCUGAAACGAAACGGUGCAGUCAUAUUGAGCUUUUCAGACGUCCAAGAAAGAUCUGCGAGAAUGUCAUCGUCCUCCUUUCCGUUCUCGGUCACUCUUCGGUAUCAUAUUUCGCCUAUCGUGCUUCGAAGAUACCUGCCUAGCUAUCCAGUGUCAUGACAAGGCGACGCUUGAUACGCAUUUCUACAAAUAUGUGACGAUAUUGAAAGGAUCCUAUGAUUUCUCUGAAGCCGAAUAAACAAUGUCUAAAGCCUUAAGCGGCCAUUUAAAGGUCCUAGACUAGAGCUCUAGUUUCCAGCGUUCCUCGUCCAAACUUGCCCUAGAAUCAAUUGUUGUCGGUAGCACUGAACAUAAUUUCCCAUGGUCUCAUAUCCUUCUUGAGCUCGUAUGAAGAGAUCAAGUUCGUUUCCAUCUACACAUUCUUCCAACCGGGAGCAUUUCGCUCCAAUUGCUUCUAGCUGACCUCAACCCCAUAAAGUAAGAAGAAUACACGUUGAACUCUGCCACCCUCAAGCCUGAGCUUGAGUCCAGAAAUCGAGGCUGGCAAUCACAUCUUCACCGCUCUCAUCUUCGUAAGCGUACAGAAUCUGUAUAGUGUUAGGAUAGGCAUCACAUAUCAAGCGCAGUUCAAUGACUUACCUCGCGGGUACUGGAAUGAAGCAUCCUUACGUUCUUGCCGGUCAUGACAUGAAUCAACUCGCUAGUUUCGAUGUGUCUUAUCUCAAUGAAACUCGGCUCGAAGGCAAGAAUGUAG
Exophiala oligosperma is the source of this 2674-nucleotide messenger RNA. RefSeq lists its product as uncharacterized. The record is from RefSeq and is a predicted model, not a curated record. The transcript has 2 exons. Bases 1030 to 1431 code for a protein of 133 amino acids. Lineage: Eukaryota; Fungi; Ascomycota; Eurotiomycetes; Chaetothyriales; Herpotrichiellaceae.